AUGUCGCUUCGACGACGAUCGUGCGAUUCAUGUUUUACUUCACGCCGAAAGUGUGAUAGAGCCCUACCUAUCUGCUCAAGGUGUCAGCGGAAUAACAAGAACUGCCAGUACGCCUAUCUUCCAUUGCCCUCGGAUGGACAGACAGCACAGCCUGGCCAUGAUUUAAACCAGAUUUCGAGAUAUGACCAACGCGAAACAACACCCGUUGCUCUGAAUGUCGCUAAGGUAGAGGUUCCAUGGCAUAGUAUGCCAUGGUCACUAGGCCAAUUGGGUACGCAGCCACGAGUGGUCGGUCUGGAGAGCCAUACAUGGGUAUACACACAGUUCAGAGAUUAUCCUCAGCUAUUUGCCACACGAGGUGAAAACAUUUUCAUCCAUCCGACAUUAUAUCGUACCUCCUUCCCUGCCUCCAUUCGGACAGCCUUUGGUAUAUGUGCCGCGACCUUGUCGCUGAACCAGCAAACACGUCCUCUGAUAUUCCAGGCUGUGGAUGCGGAAGUGCUCAGCCUGCUACGUUCGCCGUUGACUGGGUCUCUAUUUGAGAAACUGGCAGCGUUUCAGGCCCUAGUUCUGUAUCAAAUCGUGAGGGUCUUCUAUGGGGACAUGAAAGAGCAGUGGGCGGCAGAACAGCAGGAAUUCAUUGUGAGGUCGAUUGGCCUGCGGCUCCUUCGUCAAGCAGAGGCAGAACUACCAAUGCCUCCCACCACAUGGGAGACUUGGGUUCUCGCGGAGAGUGUUCGGCGGGCUGUCCUGUUCUCUUUCAAGUUAUAUACAGUGUAUUGGAGUUUCAGAGCGGGUACCUGCAAAGAGAACGGUGCACUAAAUCMCCUGCCGUUAUCCGCCAAUCCAGGGCUAUGGGACUCUCAAAAUGUAGACUUCGAAGAUGUGGCAAGAGACACCAUUAUAACGCACGGGCAGCUUCUUGAACGCUGGCAAGCUGCUCCGCAGCGUAAGCUCGAUCGCUAUGAAAAUCUUCUCGUCGUUGCUUGGAAAGGAGCUCCCACGGUGGAAGCGUUGUCACACUGCCGGAUUGAGGGCUUAUAA
Talaromyces amestolkiae is the source of this 1044-nucleotide messenger RNA. RefSeq lists its product as uncharacterized. The coding region runs from base 1 to 1044 and encodes 347 amino acids. The record is from RefSeq and is a predicted model, not a curated record. Gene Ontology annotation, biological process: regulation of DNA-templated transcription. The transcript has a single exon. NCBI's taxonomy places the organism in Eukaryota, Fungi, Ascomycota, Eurotiomycetes, Eurotiales, Trichocomaceae. Gene Ontology annotation, molecular function: zinc ion binding; DNA-binding transcription factor activity, RNA polymerase II-specific.